GUGGUUGAGCUGUUUUGGUAGAACGGUGCUCUCUAAUAGGCUGUUAGAUCUCUCCUUUUUAAACGUGUUUGAUUUCAUGAAUGUACCAAAGCAUUAGCCAAUGGGUUUGGAUGUUUACGAAGUUUAGAAAUAUAUUUCUUUCUGCUGUCCUCUAUCUCCUUUUUACCAUAGGAAUAUCAAGAUCUUUAUGGAUAUUUUCGUUACGCAUGUACCAUGGUGAACCCAUGAUUGUUCUAAGCGUUUUAGAUUGGAAUCUCUGAAUUAUAUCAAUGUUGGUUGCACAGGUCGUACCUCACAGUUGAAUACCAUACAUCCAAAUCGGUUUUAUGAUUGCAUUGUAUAACAGGACUUUGUUGUCUAGUGGAUGUCAAUACGUUAUUAGCUGUUGGAAUGUCUGCAGUAUAUAUUAUGUACAGAGUUUGGCUUAAUACACUGCCCUGAGGUACACCAGCCGUUAUUGCUCGUUCUUCUGAUAUGAAAUCUGCUACUUUAACUGUGAACUUCCUGUUUCUUAAAUAUGACUCCAAAGUCUUAUGCAAUUCGUAAGGUAAAGUGGUUUUGAUUUUCCAUAAGAGGCCUUCAUGCCAGACCUUAUCGAACGUCUGAGAUACAUCUAGAAAAAUGGCUAAACAGCACUCUGUGCUCGAAUGAUUUCCUGAUUUCGUUUACCUAUCAUAAUGAUCUGCGACUUUUUCCACGAAAUUGGAUAGUACCCGAAACCAAGAAUUGCAUUAAAGAGCAAGGAGAGCACUGUUAUAGCAAUAUUUGGUAACUCAAUUAACAUUUUUGGAGUAAUAUUAUCGUGUCCUGACGCCUUUUUCGGACUUAGCUCUUUUAUUAUCCUAGUAAUUUCAGAAGUAGAAGUCCUAAUAGUUGACACAUUAGCGGUAUAGGACAAAGUUGGCAACUUAAAAUUGUUCUUUGGGCAAUUAUAUUGAAAUACCUUUUCUAGGUGAUUUGCAAAGCAAUUUGCUUUUUCCUCAUUGCUUCGAGCCCAAUUACCAUUUGACUGUCUUAUAGGCAUGUUGGACUCUACUGGUGGCUUAAAAGACUUUUGGGCUUUCCAAAGAGAGUUUUGCUUGUAGAAUUUGGACACAGUUUCUUUAUAUAAUUUUCAGUGCUGUAUUCUUCCUCGCGUAUAUGGGCUUUUUUAACUUGCGUACAGCAGAUUUCAGUUGAAGCUGAGUAGAAGGAGAGCGAUAUAUCUGCCAUUCGCGUCUAGCUCGCCUUUUUUCGUUCACAAGCUUUUCUUUUUCAUUAUUAGUGAUUUUUCUAAAAACCUUAUGCCCGGUUUCACAGUUCGUACUUAAGUUGUGCCCAAAUAAAAUCUUAGCUAAGCAUUGUUAUUGACUGAGUAGUCAUUUGUGUUUCCCAGCCGAUGCUAAUUUUAUAUAAAAUUACAUUAUGAUAUAUGGCAUCACAAUUAAAAACAUUCGUUUACAAAUGCCAUCUGUACAUAUACAUAUGUUCGAGUAAUUGAAAUUAUUGUUGAUGAAAAACAAAUCUGCGAAAAUUAAUUUAUUUGAAUUUUGGAAAUAAAUGGAAACAAUAAGAGGUCACCGAAUUUCACCGCAAGCGAGUGGGGCACCUAUUGCAACUCGCAGGAAAGCAUAUAACCGUCAUCGAAUGCAAGAAAUUCCAAAAAAAAUUUCAGCAAAUAACUUUUAUUUUAUUUUUUUUUGACAAAUAAAUCAAUAUUCAAAACAAAAAUCAGCUGUUACUUAAGCACUGCUUAAGCCUCCCAUUUUCAGUACUUAAGCGAAACUUAAGUAUGAACUGUAAAACGCAAUAUUUCUGUUUUAUCUUAAGCACAACCUAAGCACUGACUGUGACACCGGGCAUUAAUGUUUCUUUUUGGUGUUGCCAAGACAGCUGCAUUAGUUACUACAUCUUUAAAUUCUUCUAUACUGUUAUCAAUAUCUCUUCCUGUAUUUAUUUUUAAAUCAAUGUUAAUGUGGCUACUGAUAUAUUUUCUAUAUUUCAACCAGUUUGUUUUAUGAGUUGUUAGAGAAACUUUCGGCUCAACUAUCAUGGGCUGUUCGCAUAACUUUAUUAGCACAGGAGAAUGAUCAGAAGAUAAGUCAGUACUUGUAUCUACGGUUAUUAGCGAUCUAUAUAUAUUUUUGACUACAGCAAAAUCUAUUAACUCUGGUAUUUUGUUUCUAUCACUGGGCCAGUAUGUCGGCUUACCAGGAGAUAUUAUAUCAAGGUAAUUAUGCUUAUUAAUAAAACGUGAGCCUCAGUACAUGUGUUUUGCAUUGUAUUCUCCACGUGCUAGAAAUAUUGGACCUAGCGUUCCAAAAAAGUGUUUAAAUUCGCAAUCUGUAAUUUUACAGCGAGUAGGACAAUAUAUAGUCGUUAGAUUGACAGCUCUAUUCUUUGUGAUGAUUACCUUAUGCUGGAGAAAAUUCAAAAGCUUAAAUGCUCACAAUUUUCUCAAAUAUCUGCGACGUGUGAAAGCAGCCAUCACAAUUCAAAAAUAUUUGUGUUUGUUUUGGUUUUUAGCAAUAUUUGGAAACAAAUGUGUAAAUAUUUGCGUGCUAUAACGAUCAUGGAGGAAUUGUUCUUUGUGUGUGCGGCUAUUAUUGAGGAGCAGGGGGAAUCAGUGAGUAGGAGGAAAAUUUUGAAGAGUUUGCGAGACACAAGCGAUCCUUUUACCAUGCAAGACACAUCAUUUAUAAAUACAUUUCGAUUUCCAAAAUCGCUAUGUAAAGUUCUUAUAGAUGAAUUAGUGCCGCAUGAUGUGCAGAAGUCGAAUAUUCCUUUUACUCUGCGAUUCCUGGCGUGCUUGUACUUUUACGGGCAUGGCUCUUACCAAAAAUGCGUUGGGAAUAGUUAUAUACUUUCUAUGAGCCAGUCCUCUGUGUCUAGAGCUCUACAUUUUGUAUCUAAAAUAAUUGUGGAUGUUAAGGGCUGUGAAAUUUAUUUCCCUUCAAGCGCGCAGGAUGUUUCAGAUACAAAGAGAGGAUUUUACAUGAAAUUUGGGAUCAAGGGCACAAUCGGCGCAAUCGAUUGUACUCAUAUUGGAAUUGUUUCACCCCCGAGCACAGACGCCGCCACUCCACUCUCACUUUUUAUGAAUCGGAAAGGAUUUUACAGCCUUAAUGUAGAAGCAGUUUGUGAUCAUCGACUACUGUUCACCGCUGUCAACAUGAGAUAUCCCGGGUCUGAUUCUGGUAUUUGGACUACAUCCCCAACACAUCUGCACCUCAUAAGUACCUAUAACAUACAAAGUGAUUCGUGGUUGUUAGGUGACCAAGGAUAUCCAUUAGAGCCAUGGCUGUUAACGCCAGUCGCUGAACCUGUAAAUGCAAGGGAAGUGCGUUACAAUAAGUUACACGCCAAAGCACGCAAUACCAUUGAGAGAGCCUUUGGUGUAUUGAAGUCACGAUUCCGAUGCCUCUCAAAACACCGCAUUCUUCAUUAUAGCCCUGAAAAAGCGGCUAUGAUUAUUUACGCAUGUACCAUUCUUCACAACAUUUUACUGAAGCAUGGCGUGGCUGCUGACCUUGGUUUCGAAGAAGUUUUAGAAGAAUCACAAGACAUUGACGAAAUUGUUAUCGAAAACCCCAAUUUUAGGGAGGGUGCUAGAGUUAGAGAAUGCCAUAUCAUGUCUUUAUAAUAUACAUAUAUCCACAGGCGUUAUGUACUAUAAAUAUAAGUAUUUAUUUUGUUUAUUACUCUUAACAUGUUACUUACUGUCUUUGUACAUUUC
Zeugodacus cucurbitae (melon fly) is the source of this 3715-nucleotide messenger RNA. Its product is annotated as putative nuclease HARBI1. The transcript is spliced from 3 exons. Bases 2396 to 3622 code for a protein of 408 amino acids. The record is from RefSeq and is a predicted model, not a curated record. NCBI's taxonomy places the organism in Eukaryota, Metazoa, Arthropoda, Insecta, Diptera, Tephritidae.